Molecule: messenger RNA, 1257 nt
Organism: Penicillium pulvis
Lineage: Eukaryota; Fungi; Ascomycota; Eurotiomycetes; Eurotiales; Aspergillaceae
Gene: kat1
Product: putative 3-ketoacyl-CoA ketothiolase (Kat1)
Exons: 4
Coding region: 1-1257 (418 amino acids)
Biological process (GO): fatty acid beta-oxidation; phenylacetate catabolic process
Cellular component (GO): peroxisome
Molecular function (GO): acetyl-CoA C-acyltransferase activity
Source: RefSeq, a predicted model, not a curated record
AUGGCCGCAGAUCGUCUUAGCUCGCUUCUGAGCCACCUCAAGCCCGGCUCCAGCAGCGGCCUCAACGCGAUCACCCAGAAGAACCCCGAUGAUGUGGUGAUCACCGCAUGCUUGCGCACACCGCUGACCAAGGCGCGCAAGGGCGGCUUCAAGGAUACCGAGCUGGACUACAUUGUGUACGCACUGCUGAAGGAGACAUUGGCCAAGUCCAAGAUCGACCCUGCACUGAUCGAGGAUGUGUGCCUGGGCAAUGUUGGUGAAUCCAAGGCCGCUUACAUGGUCCGCGCCGCCUCCCUGGCCGCCGGAAUUCCCCACACAUCUGGCGCCUCCAGCGUAAACCGCUUCUGCGCUUCGGGUCUGAAGGCUGUGCAGGACAUCGCCAAUCAGAUUCAGCUUGGCGCCAUCGAUGUCGGUAUCGCCAUGGGCGCAGAGCUGAUGUCUGCUGCUGGCGACCGACUCGAGCGACCCUUCAACGAGGAGGUUCUCCGCAACCAGGAGGCUGCAGACUGCAUGCAGCCCAUGGGUCAGACCUCCGAGAAUGUUGGUAAGGACUUUGGUAUCUCGCGUGAGCAGCAGGAUCGCUACGCUGCGGAGUCUUUCCAGCGUGCGGAGGCAGCGCAGAAGGCCGGUUUGUUUGAUGAUGAGAUUGCUCCCAUCUCGGUCAAGGUUAAGGAUCCUAAGACUGGAGAGGUCAAGCAGAUUACCUUGACUAUGGAUGAGGGUAUCCGACCUGGAACUACAUUCGAGUCUUUGUCGAAGAUUCGGCCUGCAUUCCCCCAGUUUGGCGACAAGUCGACUGGUGGUAACUCGAGUCAGGUUACUGAUGGCGCUGCUUCUGUUUUGUUGAUGCGCCGUUCUAAGGCUAUUGAGCUCAACCAGCCUAUUCUUGCUAAGUUCUGUGGUGCCACCGUCGCUGGUGUGCCUCCUCGUGUGAUGGGUAUUGGACCCACUGCUGCCAUUCCUAAGCUGCUGAGCAAGUUCCAGCUGGACAAGAAUGACAUCGACAUCUACGAGAUCAAUGAGGCUUUUGCCUCAAUGGCUGUCUACUGUGUGCAGAACCUUGGUCUUGACCAUGCCAAGGUGAACCCCCGUGGUGGUGCUAUUGCUCUUGGACACCCACUGGGUGCCACUGGCGCGCGCCAAGUCGCUACUAUCCUGAGUGAGGCGCGCCGGACCAAGAAGAAGAUCUUGGUUACUAGCAUGUGCAUUGGUACUGGUCAGGGUAUGGCUGGUCUGUUUGUUAAUGAGCAAGUGUAA